AUGGCCGCCGCUGUCGCAUCCCAGGCCGCCAUCCCAUCCCAGGCCGCCGUGGCGGAGCAGCCCGCCUUCGUGUUCACGGAGGACAAUUUCCGCGCGCCGAAGCUCCCCGCGAACCUCAAAGUCGUCGACGUGCCCCUCGUGGAGGCGACGGACGCGGCGCUGGAGGGUUUUGGGUACGUGCUCCACAGCGCCGACGAGCGCACGGUGGAGAAGAAGAACUUCGAGAUCGUCCAGUGGCCCGCCAAGGGCUGGCGCAAGUGCGACCCGGGCUGCGGCGACGAGGCGGGGACGACGGAGGGCCGGUUCGAGGUGCGGUGGGAGGGCGACUUCUUCUACGGAAACAACUUGGCCGUCGCGACGACGAACAACACGUACCUCGACGGCCUCGGCGCGCUGCCGGAGGUCGCGAGCGCCGACGAGGCGACCUGCGCCGGCGACGGGAAGGCGAUCUUGCUCUGGAUGAGCGACUACCACGGCGACGGCGCGCAGCUCUUCUUCCCCGAGCGGCGGCACCCCUUCGUCGUGUGCCUGGGCCCCGCGGCCUGCGGCGACGACGUCGCGCCGGCCGACAUGCGCGCCUUCUACGUGCCCGCGGGCAAGGGCGUCUACUUCCACCCGGGGACCUGGCACAACGGCGUCUACGUCGCCAAGGACGUCAUCGCGCGCCUCGGCGGCGACAAGGCGACGUUCCUCACGCGCCAGGGCAGGGUCCACAGCCGCUUCUCCGCGAGCUGGGCCGAGGAGUUCGGCUGCGUCCUGCGCGUCCCGCUGACCCUCUGA
Messenger RNA from Aureococcus anophagefferens, 780 nucleotides. RefSeq lists its product as hypothetical. Gene Ontology annotation, molecular function: ureidoglycolate lyase activity; ureidoglycolate hydrolase activity. The transcript has a single exon. Gene Ontology annotation, biological process: allantoin catabolic process. The record is from RefSeq and is a predicted model, not a curated record. NCBI's taxonomy places the organism in Eukaryota, Pelagophyceae, Pelagomonadales, Pelagomonadaceae. The coding region runs from base 1 to 780 and encodes 259 amino acids.